Messenger RNA from Perca fluviatilis (European perch), 1968 nucleotides. Its product is annotated as interferon-induced protein with tetratricopeptide repeats 1B-like. Gene Ontology annotation, cellular component: cytosol. The transcript has 2 exons. Gene Ontology annotation, biological process: defense response to virus. The record is from RefSeq and is a predicted model, not a curated record. Bases 147 to 1454 code for a protein of 435 amino acids. NCBI's taxonomy places the organism in Eukaryota, Metazoa, Chordata, Actinopteri, Perciformes, Percidae. Gene Ontology annotation, molecular function: protein binding.
GUGACUUCUGUUGCUGGGAAACGAGCAUCAACCCGCGUUGAGACAGCACUGAAGACUUUAUAUGCAAAAGCCACACCUCAGACUUUUCUCUUUGAAGCAGCAUCAGGUGCAAAUCUAACUCAUAUUUAGGUCGAGGAAACAGCUGAAUGAUGAGUGCUGCUCAGAGUCAAACAACACUGGAGUCCAAACUGGAGGCCCUGCAGUGCCACUUCACCUGGGAUCUGGACCCCAGCAAGUCCAUGCUGUUACGUCGAAAGGAAAAGUUCGAAGACAUCGGCCCCGAGGAGGGGAACAGCUGGCUGGGUCACAUUUACAACCUGCGGGGGUUCGUUCAGUACAAGCUGGGGUUCACCGAAGACGCCCAGAGUUUCUUCAACAAGGCUGCAGAGGCCUUCAGCAAGAUAAGAAACGCAGAUGAGGGUCCCUGGUUGGUGGUGAACUACGGGAACCUGGCGUGGCUGCACCACCACCUGGGAGACCAAGCAGAGAGUCAGGCUUACCUGUCAAAGGUCAACGCCCUGAUGAAUAAAUACCCAUCUCCAUCCCAGGACCAGCUCCAUCCAGAGAUCUACGCUGAGAAAGCCUGGACCCUGAUGAAGUUCAGCAGAGAACAAAAGAAAGAGGCUGCAGAUUACUUCCAGAGAGCCAUCAGGAUGCAGCCGGACAUGGUGGAGUGGAACACCAGCUACGUCUUAGGGUUAGUGAAUGAAUUUAAGCACAGCGAAACAGGGCUGGAGGCUGACCUUCUGAAGAAAAUGAGAAUCGCCAAGGAACAGGAUCCAGAGAACUUGUACAUUGCUGUUUACUAUCUUGAGCAACGUGCAAAGAAAAGAGAGAGAAUCAAAGAUGAAGCACGUGCGUUAGCCACAAAGGUGUUGAGAAAUCCUGUCGGCAGCUACAGUGGUAUUAAACCAUUAAUAAGGGUUUACAGAAACUAUGUUUCUUUUGAUGAGGCCGUUGAUUUGAUAGAGCAGGCUCUGGAAAAACAUCCAGAUGAGCGUUAUCUGAAGAGAUGCGCUGCACUCUGCUACAAAUGGAAAAUCAUUAAUGUCAGGGACAGUCGCCCAAAUCCAAGCAUGAUAGACAGAGCAAUCAGUCUCCAUAAAGAGGUGAUUGCUCUCUACCCUCAUUCUUUCCUUAUGAAGGAAAUAGAACUUGCAAAUAUAUAUGCAAAGUCAAAAAAAAGCAUGGCCAAAGCUGAGCAGAUAUACCAGGAACUGCUAGAAAGUGAUCUGGAACCUGCAGACAAACAGAUGCUCUACAACAACUAUGCAAAUUAUUUAUUCCUCCAUUGUAGGGAUUACCAAAGGUCAACACAAUAUCACAUGAAGGCUGCAGCGAUACCGCAGCAAUCCUCCUUUCGUCGGUACAGCAUCGACACUCUGGAGAAGAUUAGAGACAGAGGCAUCAGCCCAAUGUGUAGAGAAAUAGAGGAGUUUCUGGAAAACCUGUAAGAGCCAUAUUGUUUUUAAAAGCACUGGUUCUUAAUCCAGAAAUUGAUCACACAUCAGGAAAACCUGUUUCCUUCUGUUGGUCUGCUGGUCCAGAAGCAGCAACACCUUAUUCAGAACAUGUACGAUCAAAUGGUUGUUUUUGGUUUGUCACGGUUAUCGCAAAGAAAAAGAUUGUAGCCUAUAUUUUGAGCUGUAUCCUUUAAAGACCUUUUUUUACACUUUAUGGAAGACAAAGGUUGUUUUUGCCCUAAAACCUGUCAGCAGUAGUCUACUAGAUAUAUGAAACAAGCGGAAUCAUUUAAUAACACUGGUCAUUUAAAUAUCAUCCACUGUGGACAUGUUCAAAUGUCAUUACAUGAUUAAUUUAAAUAGAUUUUGAUUAAAUGUUGUCUUUCUUUACUUAAUUAUGGUGUUAUAUUCCUGUUGUGUUGAAUUGUUGUUCAUUUGAACUGUAUUUUAAGCAGAGGUGUAUAGUCCAGGUGCCAGAAAGUAGAAAUCCUGUCCAGCAGCUGUC